AUGGACACGUCGUCAACCCUCGCGACGAGCGCCACCCCGACAAUUCCCGCCGAACAGCUUGCCGCACUUACAUCGCUGCUGUCGGGACUCACCGCUGCCGCUUCCGGCACUACCGCACCCGCCACGACAUCCGGCUCCAAUCACAAUGCCUUCCCGAAGCAUGCGCGGUUGGACGGGCCGAAGACGUUCGCGAACUGGACACGCCAGCUUCGCCUGUGCCUAGCGGACGACAUCCGCUCCUACGUCCUCGACGGAAUCACCCCCGACGAUUGGACGCCUUCGCAACGCUCCGCCCGCGACGUCGUGGCACGCGAGAUCCUUGCAAACUCAAUCGACUCGGCCGAAGUCUCGGCAGUCCUCGACAAGAUCCCUACGGCCGACCUCACAGCGCCCAAGAUUUACUCGACGCUGAAAUCGCGAUACGCCCCUGAUGACGCCACUCGCACGCUCGAGCUCUUCUCGCGACUCUGGGGCUUCCGACCCAUGCCCGGAACGGUUGGCGAAUUUGACAGUUGGAUCAUGGACUUCAAGUCGGUCGCGCAAGAGAUCAUCGAUACGAAAACGACGAUCAACGACGUCCUUGCCACACUCCUCCUCGCGAUCGCCCACCCGUCACUCGAGAGCUUCAAGGCAACGUUCACCGACGAACAACGCACGCAACGAACUCUCCCUGACAUCGAUUCAGUGGCCGACCGUAUGCGAGUUCAACUCCGGUCAACGAACCUCUCCAACGAUCAAUCGGCCCUCCUUGCCUCGUCGUCGCCACGUUCUACCCGUACCAAGUGCCUCGCCUGUCGCAGCUCUUCUCACCGCGUCGCACAAUGCCCUACAAGGGCCCAGCAUCCACCGCCAGGCCCGUGUCGCUCCUGCAAGAAGAAGGACCACUGGUCUUUCGACUGCAAAAAGGCUCUUGAGGACGGGAAAACGCCCGACACCUCUGAUGCGCAACACCAUGUCGGAUGUCUCGCCACCGGUCUUCUCGCACAUCGUCGUCAGCUUCGCAACAACUCCUUCGUCGUCGACUCGGGUGCCACUUCGCACAUGGUCUCGGACAAGUCGCUGUUCACGGCCUAUCGCCACAUCGCUCCUACGAAGAUUGGUGGUAUUGCAGGGGGCAUCAACGCCGUCGGAACGGGAAACAUCGCCUUUGUUGCCGCCUCCGGUCACCCGAUCACGCUUACCGGCGUGCUGCACACCCCGGGCCUGUCUGUCAACCUCCUCUCGGUCUCUCGACUUUGCGACACCGACGAUGUCCGUGUCGCCUUCACGAAGCACGGCAUCCAUAUCGACAAGAACGGCAAUGCUAUCGCUGAAGGCGCAAGACUCGAGGAAGGGCUCUACUUGCUGGACGCUGAUCAUUCCAAAUGUCAGCAUCUCGCUCUCCUCUCUCGCUCACAGUCUUCCGUGCCCCUGCUGACCCUUCACCGCUGCCUCGGCCAUCUCGCACCGUCGUCCAUACAGAAGAUGGUUGCCGCUGGUUUGCUGGAAGGUCUCGGGGCCGGAUAUAGUGACGAAGAGGUAGAGAAGUUUGUCUGCAAUGCUUGCCUCAGUGCAAAGGGCCAUCGUCUUCCUUUUCCCGAUUCGGACUCGCACUCCUCAGAGAGACUCGGCCUCGUACACAGCGAUGUGCUUUCCUUUCCCGAGUCGUCCUUGACUGGCAAGCGUUACCUGGUCACGUUUCUUGACGACUUCUCGCGCAAACUGUGGGCAUACGCGAUCGGACACAAAAGCGAAGUCUUUGGCGUGUUCAAGACAUGGCUUGCCGAGGUCGAACUCGAGACGGGUGCAAAACUGAAGGUCCUCCGAACCGACAAUGGUGGCGAAUACUGUUCGAGAGCGUUCACGGAAUUCUGUAAGGCACGCGGCACACGUCGACAAUACUCUAUCCCUCGAACGCCUCAACAGAACGGUCGUGCCGAACGAGUCAAUCGUUCUAUCGUCGAAGGUGUCCUUGCCCUCCUUGCAGACGCCCACUUACCCAAAUCAUUCUGGGAGGAGGCAGCAGCUUAUUUCGUCUACUGCAAGAACCUGUGCGAACACUCGGCCCUGGACAAGGCAACACCGAACUUCGCCUGGCAGGGCGACCGCACCAACGCCUCGGCGCUUCACCCGUUCGGCUGCACGGCUUGGCUCACAGUCGCGCCUGAACUUCGCUCGAAACUCGACCCGAAAGCGGUUCGCGUUCUCUUCACCGGCUAUGACCUGGCUUCUAAAGCCUUCCGUUUCUACGACACGACGACCAAGAAGAUCAGUUUGGGCAGAAAUGCCAGGUUCCUCGACAACGAAUUUCCCGGGUUACGUAGCGACUCCACCGAGCAAGACGCCGACACGCACUUCGCCAGCGCUUGCCCGACCACCGAAUCCCAAGCCGUUGUCAAGACAUGGACCCCACUAGUAAGGUCGGCGCACAUGGACGUCUCAUCCUCUCUUGAUGACUCUGCCAUGAGCGCCGUUGACGUGGCCCCAGGGUACACUGGCGGAACCUUACUUAAUUCCACAGAUGCCGAAUCGUCCUCGUCACCGUCUCCUGAGCCGUCCUCGUCACCGUCGCCCGCAACUCCCUUGUCACCGUCGCCUGCGCUGUCACCGUCGUUGGCUGCGUCAUCGUCACCCUCGGCCUUACCGACCGACUCUGACUACUCCGCCGACCCUCUGGACCUCAUCGGCUCACAGACCCCGACUCGCCUCGGCCCACCGGACGUGCACCGCCCAGACUUCAGCACGUACCGUGAGCCCGCAUCGGCUGAGGAGUCGCCCGACGAACUCGACAUCAUUGGGCGCCACUCGCGCGAUGAAUCGCCGGACGAAAUCGAUUUCCUCACCCAACACCACCGCGCCUUCAUCGCCACCGACGACGACAACUCUGACACAGAAGCCAUUCAACCAGUCAAGUCCAUCACCAGCGACCCACAGACAUGGCGCGAGGCAAUGUCGAGUGACAAGCGCGAAGUGUGGGCCAAGGCCGCUACCGACGAGUUCAAUUCCAUGCGCGACGACUUCAAGGUCUUCACCAUCGAGGACCGAUCCACGGUACCAGCGGGUGCGACCAUCGUCACAUCCAAGUUCGUCUGGAAAACGAAACGGAAUGCACUCGGCGAAGUCACCGGCCACAAGGCACGGCUCGUGGCGCAGGGAAAUCGGCAACGCGACGGCAUCGACUUCAACGAAACCUUCGCACCAGUCGCACGCUUCUCCUCGAUACGCUCACUCCUCGCGCUGGCGGCCGCCAACGGCUUGCACGUGCACCAGGCGGACAUCGACAAAGCCUAUCUGCAUGGCGACCUUGACCAUGACAUCUGGAUGACGACACCGCGCGGCUUCGACCUUCCCACCGACAAGGUGCUUCGUCUGCGACGCUCCAUCUACGGACUCAAACAGGCUGGCCGAAUCUGGAAUCGACACAUCGACGCAUCGCUUCGAGAUCUCGGCUAUACGGCGACGGGCACCGACCACUGCGUGUACUCUCGGAUCGACGAUCGGCGACGCCCACACUACAUCGCGCUGUACGUCGACGACCUCCUGAUGAUCAGCCCCGACUUGGCCGAAAUUGAACGUGUCAUCUCGGGCCUCGAACAACGCUACGGCGUCAAGCGCCUCGGCCCGGCAGAGUACAUCCUCGGCAUCCAGAUCAGGCGACUCGAAGACGGUUCUAUUGCCCUGUCCCAGGAACGGUACAUCAUGGACGUGCUUGCUCGGUUCCACUUUGACACCACGACUCGCGGCACUACAGUCCCGAUGACCCCCGGCCUUUCGCUCACCGCCAUCCCGGGUCAAGGCACCGAACGGAUCAGGUCAUGGUAUCUGCAGGCUAUCGGCUCGCUCCUCUACAUUUCGCUCGGUACCCGCCCUGACAUCGCCUUCGCCGUGUCCUACCUGGCCCGCUUCGCCAACAACCCCGGUCGUCGUCAUUGGAUUGCGGUCAAGCACAUCCUACGCUAUCUCCGGGCCACGUAUCGCAACGAACUCGUGUAUGCUCGCGGCCAGGCUCGCAUCACGGGUGUGGUAGGCUACUCCGACGCGAACUGGGGGGCCUGCAUCGACACAUCGGUGUCCACCAUGGGCUACGUCUUCUACAUCGCUGGCUCGGCCGUGUCCUGGUCGUCCAAACGCCAGUCUCGAGUUGCCGAUUCGACCACCGACGCUGAAUACCUCGCCCUCUCGCAUGCUGGCAAGGAAGGGAUUUACCUCAGUCAGCUGCUCGAGGAGCUCCAUGUCCAACCUGUUGCACCGGCUCACAUUUUUACUGACAAUGAAGCCGCUGCCGCAGUUGCCCACGACCCUGUCCGCGUCUCCGGCACUCGACACAUACGCUUGCGCGAGCACUUUGUUCGGGACAUGGUGAAUCGGGGCGAUAUCUCACUCUCGCAUGUGGGAACCAGCAACAUGGUGGCCGACAUCUUCACAAAGGCUCUUGGCCCAAAGAUUUUCUCGACACACUGCUACGCACUAGGCCUUCGCACUCGACACCCACGGCUUGGAUCUGCCUCGCAUUCGCGUGGGGGGGGGUGUGAAGAGUCCACUCUCAGCUCGACAGGGGCGCCUCGGUCGUUGCGCGCGCCUGCUAGCCUGGCCCCUGUGGUGGGGACUUAGGCGCGCGCGAGUGCCUCAGCGCGCCGGCGCCGGCGGUUUUCGGGCGCGCGCCGCUAGCCCGCCCUUGCAGUGGGGACUUAGCCGCGCGCGACUGCCUCAGCGCUCCAGCGAUUUCGCCCGCGCCUGGGCAUAUCCCAGCGCGGGCCCCCUUUCCAUUUCUUAGCUUCCUUCUCAUCACUUCUGUUCGACUCUCGACUUCUCCUGACAGUAGUGGUGAUCAUCUCAUAGGUACGCUGAAAUAGAUCACUUCUGUUCGACUCUCGACUUCUCCUGACAGUAGUGGUGAUCAUCUCAUACGUCGUGGCCCCUCCCUCGCUUCCCAGUGCGCUCAGAGCGUUCGAGCGAGAUUUUCUCUCUCGAGCGGGUUUUGUGCCUGGGGUUCGAGAUUGGGAGGUGUGAUGACCGAGUUAAGUCCUUCCUUCCCAUUUUCCUCCCCUCCUUUCCUCCCUUCCUUUUCGGUCAGAAGCUGACUGUCUUGAAACUUGUUGCGCAGUGGAAGGCUGCGCACUUCUCCCUCUCUCUACUUUGUGCAGUAGUGGUUUUCGUUCUUGGAUGGAUCGGCAAGCCGGGUCGAUCGUCGUUGCGUUGGAGGCUUUGUGAAGUUCUCCCCUCUCUUUCCCCUUUCUCCCUUCCCUUCCUCUUCUCGUUCCUGUUGCUCGGUUGUUGACUACGCUUCAGCCACUUCUCCUUUUAUUCCUAAGCCGUGUGUUGGAUUCCGUCGAAUAGAUCGUUCGUUCGCGUUGGUCAAGAUCUACGGCAUGGAUCGGGAAGAAAGGUCACUCGUUUUUUUGGUCAAUAUCCUCGCGUCAAGGCGAGGCUUGUUUCGUUGUAUUGGAUCGUUUUCGCUCGGCCCCGACGGCUCAACAGCCAGCACUCGAGACUCAGCCAAGGGAGGACAUCAGGCGCUGUCGGGGUGACGAGUAG
This is a messenger RNA of Microbotryum saponariae, 5514 nucleotides long. The record is from the annotation of a GenBank genome assembly. Lineage: Eukaryota; Fungi; Basidiomycota; Microbotryomycetes; Microbotryales; Microbotryaceae.